This is a messenger RNA of Colletotrichum acutatum, 1136 nucleotides long. RefSeq lists its product as uncharacterized. Lineage: Eukaryota; Fungi; Ascomycota; Sordariomycetes; Glomerellales; Glomerellaceae. The record is from RefSeq and is a predicted model, not a curated record. The transcript has 3 exons. Bases 243 to 1025 code for a protein of 260 amino acids.
CUCUCCGACACAACAUCUUUCAGUCUCGAGUCCACAUGCAUUGACCACUUACCUUAGGUACCUAGAGUGCCCUAUCCAAGAUCAUGGCGCUCGCGUUGCGUCAUGCUUCGCUCUUGAAACCAGAGAUAUGAUUAGCCCAAGCAGUCUCGGAGUUCGAAGCUUCGCUUGACUCCUCACAAAAGGCAUCUUUCAGGAAUGAGCGCUCUACAGCAUGCACCAAGCCCCCAACCGAGGGCGAUGUGAUGCGUUUCACGGCUGAAGUUGACCGUCAAGCUCGUCAGAAGCGGCUGUCCUCCCGAUGCUUUGGGCCUCGUCUGACGAACUUACUCCAAUCAGUUCAACAAUUUGCUGCUUUAGGCGACGUCGUGGUAGGCGGAUCACAGAAUCUUGUCGCGUGCGGGGUAUGGGCAGCAGUCAGGAUGACCUUACAUAUUUGUAUCGGGUUCUCCUCGUAUCUGGAGAAACUUUCCCUCCUAUUCAUGGCUGCUGGCAGACAAGCACCGCGUCAUCAGGCAUUAGCUUUGGUCUAUCCGAAAUCCAAAGAGCUGCAAAACCAUCUCUGCGAGUAUUUCAUCGUCGUCACUCAUAUCUGCCACCGAGUUCAGUCUUUCGCCCGGAAAUCAACCUUUGGCCAAUUGACAACUUCCCUCAACGACUCGGACAUCAAAAACUUCCAAUCUGAUCUUGUUCUAUGGUCUACAUCAAUCAAAGAGGAGGUCGAUUUGUUGCUCAACAAGCAUCAUGAAAAUGAGGCCCAUUUGAGCGCCAAAGCACGAGCAUUAGCAGCUCGCUGGUCGGCCUCUACAGCACACCGAUAUGACGUCGAAAAGAAGUCAAAGUGGCUUAAUUCUUGCUCUACCUACGAUUUCCAGACAACUUGGAAGCAAAUGCAAAAAAUUGGUUCAACUUCGUUGCUCGCAAGAUCUAGCGAGUAUCGGCAAUGGAAAGAGCUUCACUCAUCAACAUCAAUCCUCUUCAGUGGCAAAAUCGGCGCUGGGAAGUCUGUCACGAUGGCAAACGUUUGAUGUCUUCGCGUGAUGUCUUCGCGGAUGAUUUGUUAUUACCUCAACUAGGAGAUGAGGACUUUUUGCACGUCCUAAGACUGGGAUCAAUGAAGUACAAACAGAAAUAUAUAA